AUGGUGAUAUCUGUCACUUCGCCAGAGCAGUUAACACGUGCGAAACCAAGUAGCGCUCUCAAAGGCAAGUUCAAAGCUUUGAGGGAGCUUAGUCAUCGGAUUUGGCCUGAAGUUGUGGAGGCGCUUGAGAGAAAGAAGAAAGAAAGGAAGGAGAAGAAAGAAAGGAAAAGCAAGCAUGUUAUCUCCGCGACUCCGUUAUCCGUUAAACCGCCUCGUUCAAAAAAGAAGCCGAGGGGACUUAAGAAGAGAACGCCCGUGUCCGUUGACGAUGUCAUCGUUGCUUCGAAGCCGGCAUUGAAGAACAGAAGGAGCGAGUCUCCAAAGCUGAGAGAUUCUCCUUCUCCUCCUCUUCAAAGUUCUUCUAUCGCGUCUCAGACGAAGAUUUCGUCUAGAGCUAGACAUGCGAAAGAGGGCUCGUCUUCUACGGCGGAGAGGACUCCAGAGAAUGUGAUCGACAUCGAUUCUCCUCCUGCUGCGGAUCAGGAAGGGGACGUGUCUCGUCAGGACGAGGAUGCAUCUCGUCAAGAUGAUGAUCUGGGGAGCCCGCCUCGUGGUGGUGCUUCGCCUACUCAGACGAGGGAGGAGUUUCUUACUCCUCACGAUGAUGCUCCCUCCUUUGACCGUGACGGUCCCGAAGAGGGUGGAUCUUCUCGGCGUCCCAGGGAGGGUUUCUUUGAUGAUGACGAGGGGAUGUCUCGUCACUCAGAGAUGGGUGGUUCUGUUACCGAGCUAAACCUAAUGCUAAGGAAGAUCCUGAGGAACCAAAGGUCGAGCCUUGGAGCUGUAAUCCUCAUGCGGUGGAGACGUGGUAACGUUCCUCUAAUGGAGAACCAGGAUGCUUGUGGGGGCUCGAUUUGGGUGUCCAAGGUCCAUCCGGGCUGGGGGAUUCCUCGCGAAGGGCUGGCUUUCAGAGGUGACUUCGACGAGGCAUCUCAACAUCACGUCAAGUCCGGUGGGAAAUUCGCCGCGCUGAUCCAGAAGUACGAGACGGCUAUCCGGGUGGCUAAGGAUGAGGUCUCGAGGAUGCAGCGGGAGCAGGAGAAGGCCAAGGAUGUUGACGCGAUGGUGGCCGAUCUGAAGCUUAAGAAGCUCGUGCUAGAGUCGAAGGUCACGGCGUUGAACGAGGAGAUCGUGAAGACUCUCGGUCUUCAAGAUACGGUGGACCAGCUGAGGGCUCAGGUCGCGGAUCUCGGGGAGAAGGCUCACCAAGAUGCUGAAGCUGCUACUGCUGAGGCAGAGCGGCUUCGACGGUCGCGUCAGGAGUGGGCUGAGAUUGCUGCUACCCAAGUCUACAACUCCGUGAACGUGGGGGAUGCAGUCGAGGCGGCUGUAGGGAGGAAGCAAGUUGACGAAGCUCUCCUCAGUUUCGUGAAGAAGAUCCAGGGAGUUGAUCUUGACUUCGAUGCGGUGGAGGAGAAACUUGAGGCCAAGUUGACGGAAAGUUUCGCGGAAGGAGACUCGAUUGAUGAGGUGGUCGUUGGUGAAGAUGAUUUCAUGAAGCCUCACAGCCUUUCCAUGUCGGAGGUGAUGCUGCCGAAAUCUCCGUCUCGGCAAGACGAUACGGGAACAUCUACUUUUGGGGCCAAUCCUAUUUAG
Microthlaspi erraticum is the source of this 1596-nucleotide messenger RNA. NCBI's taxonomy places the organism in Eukaryota, Viridiplantae, Streptophyta, Magnoliopsida, Brassicales, Brassicaceae. The record is from the annotation of a GenBank genome assembly.